Messenger RNA from Trichomonas vaginalis G3, 354 nucleotides. RefSeq lists its product as uncharacterized. Lineage: Eukaryota; Parabasalia; Trichomonadida; Trichomonadidae. The record is from RefSeq and is a predicted model, not a curated record. The coding region runs from base 1 to 354 and encodes 117 amino acids. The transcript has a single exon.
AUGAAUAAGAGCAGAGAUAAAUCUUUUCAUUUCUCAGAAACAUCAAAUGAUAUCUGGAAAAGAUUCUAUGAUAAUGCAUCUAUUCCCACAGUUGAUAAUACAAGUUGUAAAGUCACUGAUAACAAGCACGUCUUUGUUGAUAACGCUUUUUUCAAAGAUUUUAUUAAUGAAGGUGUUAUUCGAAUCACUAAUGCAACUGUUGAUACAAAAGUUCUCGUCUCAACUUCAUCUUUCUUUAAAUGUUCCUCUAAUGAAAAGGAUGGAGGAUCCAUACUUAUGAAAUCAUCAGGAUCAUUCGUUCAAUACAAAGUCUGUAGUUAUGAAUCUAAGAUAACAGGAUCAGCUUCAAAUUGA